Molecule: messenger RNA, 1296 nt
Organism: Entrophospora candida
Lineage: Eukaryota; Fungi; Glomeromycota; Glomeromycetes; Entrophosporales; Entrophosporaceae
Source: the annotation of a GenBank genome assembly
AUGAAGAGUAAAAGUAAACCAGAAGAAGGUGCGUUACUUUAUCCAAGGAGAGUUGGUUGGGAAACUAGCAUAGAACAAAAUGGCAGACAAUAUUAUACAUGCAUUACUGAAGGCAAUGAAACUAGUAAUUUACUACCAGGAUAUAGAUGUCGUUCUGGGUGCAAGUUUAGUGAUAUAGAAGAAGCACCUAGUAAUGCAAUAACAAGCUUAUAUAAAAGGCUAAAUCCUAAUUCAAAUACAAAUUUUUCUGGUCCUUUGGUUUUAGGUUGGGAUAACAAAGAAAUAUUGGAAGCUUCACUGAAGGAUAUAGAUUUUCAACCCUUUGCUAUAAAGUUUGACAAAUUUUUAAUAUAUAUUAUAGAUAUUGGCAUGGGAGAAGAGAGUGAUUUUGGUGUCAAAAUUGAUUAUACUUCUUCAUUUAUAGGUGAAUAUAAUAGAACACGUGCUUUGUUUAUUCAAACUGUUGAAUAUGAUCAUUGCAAAAUUUCUAUAUAUGUGGAUAAUAUUGAAUCACCAGUGUUUUUCUUUGGAUCUACACCAUCAGAAGUAUGGGAAAAUACAAAGAUUUAUAAAAAAUUCACUGGAAUGCAGUUGUUUGGGCUGGAACAUCCAAUGACCAAACAAAAUAUACAAAUUGGUAAAAUUCCUAAAUGCACACCUAUAUCUUGGAAUAACGAAAAAAUUAUGGAUGCUAUUUUCAAUUAUAAUUUGAAAAAAAGAAUUCCUAAUAUUGACUGGAGAAGAGUUUUUCAAUCUUGGCUAGAGCAAAAAAGCACAAUUAUUGAACUGCAUGGAAAAUUAAAAAAUUUAUAUCCAUACAAUCAUGAAUUUAGUGAACGUGAAAUGAGAGCAUGGCGUGCAAUGUUGAGGGCUACCGGAUGUACAGAAAUCACACCAGUUUCAAUAGACAAGUUAGAGCAUGAAUUUUGGUCUCGAAGCUUUGAUCCAUCAGUUGAUCAAGAUACCUUGGAGGUUUUAAAUAGCUAUGAUGGUAAAAUAAGAAUAUUGUCAAUAAUUGCAAGCGAAUUUCAAUACGAAGAACUUCAAAGAAAACUCAAGGUUAUGCCAAAUGAUUUAGAACAAAUUAUUAAUAACAGAAAUAAGCUUCAAUAUUAUUGGUCACACCAGGCAAGAAAGACAUACCUUAAUGCUCAAUUUAAUGCUAACUUGCUUUCUCUUGAUGAGGAGGGUGCAAUCAUUGUAGUUGAUUAUAAAAUGAAGAUUUUACCACAGUCAGCUCGUGAAGCAAAAUCUGAUUUUUAUGGGAAAUCUGGAUGGACUCUACAUUCAAUGUUA